Molecule: messenger RNA, 1846 nt
Organism: Diaporthe batatas
Lineage: Eukaryota; Fungi; Ascomycota; Sordariomycetes; Diaporthales; Diaporthaceae
Exons: 5
Coding region: 69-1661 (530 amino acids)
Molecular function (GO): oxidoreductase activity, acting on paired donors, with incorporation or reduction of molecular oxygen; iron ion binding; monooxygenase activity
Source: RefSeq, a predicted model, not a curated record
CAUCUGCAUGUCAGCUUAUAAUCGGGCCCCACUGCCGAUGUUUCGACCCCUCAUGGCCAGGAAACUUCAUGAUCUCUCGACCAUCAAGCUCAACCUUUACUGAACGGAAUCCUGGCUCUGCAGACAACAUGGAAUUGAAACUACCGGACUCCAACUCGGCAUGGCUUAUUGGCCUCGUCUUCGUGAUCAUAAGCAUUGUGAAGAAGACGUGGUCUUACUGGCGCCUUCGGCAUUUCAAAGGACCGCCGGGGACAGGUCUGACCAAUUUCUUCCAUUCCAGGGAGAUGAUAUGCCCGAACCUUCAUGAAUGGUACCGAAAUGUCAGUGACAAGUACGGGCGCAUCGCUAGGGUCGCACCGAACCUUAUCAUCACUUCUUCUCCGGAGGUCUGGGCCCAAGUGAACGUAAAGGCCGGAUAUAAAAGGUCAGACUGGUAUUUCCAAGGCCUUCGCUUCGAACAUCGCCGGGACAACGUUUUCAGUCAGACCGACACCAAGAAACAUGACGAACGGAGGAAGCAGAUGGCCCCAGGAUAUUCGGGGCGUGAGAACCAUGAGAUCGAAGUCACAGUCGAUACACGAGUUCAAGAAUUCGUGCAGCUUAUCAAAACCAAGUACCUCUCCACGGAAGACCUGGUGAGACCCAUGGAAUGCGCAAAGAAGAUACGAUACUUCACAUUGGACGUCAUUAGCUCUGUGGGACUGGGCAGGCCCUUUGGUAUGCUCAUCAAUGACAAAGAUGAAAUGAACUUUAUUACAUCCGCCGAGGAAGGGAUGUACACGGCCGCCGUUUUCAUAGCCCUUGGACUAAGCUGGGUAUCUCAUAUUCCAUGGUUCGGGAGAUUUUUCGCUCCGUCUCCAAAGGAUACAGGCGGUUUUGGGAAGAUACUUGGAAUUUGCUUUGGAUGGGUCGACCAGCGAGCUACCGAUCCUACGGAUGAACGAUCAGAUAUGCUUGCAUCGUUUAUUCGCCACGGCUUAGCCGGCGACGAGUUGCGGACCGAAGCUGUGGAACAGGUUCUGGCUGGCUCUGAUACCACGUCGUCUGCCAUCAACGGAAUUUUCCUACACCUUAUGAGCAAUUCUCGGGUCAGGCAGAAACUUCAACAGGAGAUUGAUGAGGCGGUCCAGUCAGGCGAUGCCCUUUCGUCAUCCACGGGCAUCGUCCGCCUCGACCGGGCAAAGAAGCUUCCGUACCUGCAAGCCGUGAUACGGGAGGGGAUAAGAACCUGGCCGCCUGUCGUCAACCCCUUCAGCAAGGACGUUCCACCAGGAGGAGACACGGUGACAGUGGACGGAAAGUCCGUCUUCAUCCCCGGCGGUACCUGCAUUGCCUACUCAGCCGUUGCGAUGCAUCACGAUAAAGAGCUAUACGGAGAUGACGCUCAGAGUUUCCGGCCUGAACGAUGGUUUGAGAAAGAUCCUCACAAGCUGGCGGCAAUGAUCAGGACCAAUGACUUGACGUUUGGGCAUGGAAGGUGGCAUUGCUUGGGGAAGCCAGUCGCCAUGAUGGAGCUCUACAAACUCACAUUUGAGAUCUUUCGGAAUUUUGACAUAGCCUUGUUGAGGCCAGAAAGGCCAUGGAAAACAAGAUGUUACGGUCUAUUCUCAAUCUCCGACUUUUGGGUUCAAAUUACGGCAAGAUCACACCGGGGAAAUUGAGGCACUCGCUGUGGGGAGUGGGAGAUGUAGCCAAGAGGCAGACCGUAUUCAUCAUAGGGAUUGAAACGUAGCCGUUAUCAUGUUAUUUUGGCAACCUUGCCAGUCAAUAAAGGGAGAAACAUUCUGGAGCUUUGACACACGUGUUUACUCUCCUCUGACAGCUGGUAUUGAAAUCUCAAGAAUCC